Messenger RNA from Peronospora matthiolae, 261 nucleotides. The record is from the annotation of a GenBank genome assembly. NCBI's taxonomy places the organism in Eukaryota, Oomycota, Peronosporomycetes, Peronosporales, Peronosporaceae.
AUGGUGAACCCGCGCUCAACACCACGACGCACUGAGUUCCCCCGUCAGCUACUGGUGGGCUCUGUGCUUGAGGCUAGUGGGUCUGAACUAGCUCUCAGUAACUUAAACGCUUUGCGUCUUAAUGCUUUUAAACUCGCUCCUACGCCAGAUAGGGCGGCGGAGCUGCAUCGCAUGUGUGUUCCUUUCCUCCAUGCGAUCAAGCGCAAGCACCCAACCGAGGUGCUCAAUGAGCUUGCGAAAUACGACCAGCCACAGUUGUGA